Messenger RNA from Pseudozyma flocculosa PF-1, 1704 nucleotides. RefSeq lists its product as uncharacterized. The record is from RefSeq and is a predicted model, not a curated record. Lineage: Eukaryota; Fungi; Basidiomycota; Ustilaginomycetes; Ustilaginales; Ustilaginaceae. The transcript is spliced from 2 exons. Bases 1 to 1704 code for a protein of 567 amino acids.
AUGCCGCCGCCGCCACCGCCCGACUCGCUCCUGACGGCCUCUGGCGCCUCUGUGCGGCCGGUCGACGAGCCGCUAUCGGACCUGUGGGCCACGCUCUCGUCGAACCGACCCGUGCCGCUGCGCUUCGUCCUGCUGCCCUCGCGCCGACCCAACAAGGCCCUCUGCCCAGCCCUACAGGCCACCCUCGCCACGCCGCCGCCGCCGCCACCACCGCCGGUCGAGGGCCAGCCGCAACGCUAUCGGGAUCGCAGCUACACCGUCACCCGCAUCCUGGAUCCAGAGCACAAGCAGCCCUACAUCUCUCUCGCGCCGCUCCUGCUGGCGGGAGGGAGGACGCUGGUAUCGGGUCUGCUGGAGUUCGACCUGUCGCUGCAGGACGGCGACUACGACGUGCACCUGACGGGGCUGGAGCCCACCGAGGCGCUGCUCCGCGCCGACAUCCGCACCAUCUCGCUCCUCGACCACGGCGAGGCGGUGCGCACCCUCGUAUCGUCCCAGCAGCGCAAUGCCAUCGUCUCGCGCGCCGGCAGCACCAACGCGGCGUCGGCGAUUGACGAAGGGCAGGCUGGGUUGCAGAGGGAGAGGGAGAAGAUGGUGCGCUGGACCACGCAGCUGCACGAAGCGUACCGCCAGGUACGAGAGGCCAAGAGUCUGCUCGACCAGGCCAAAGGGUAUCGGGAGCGCCGCGACGACGAAGACGAGGCGCGGGCGCUGGAGCGCCAAUCGGCGCUGCUGAUCGCCGAUACCGACGUCGAGUCGCUGCCCCCGACGUGGCAGCACAUUGACGACUGGCUAUCGAGCCGGUGUGCUCCUCCCGAUUCGCUGCCGUUGUUCCAGAACGACGACGACAACGACGACGACGACGACGACGACACGGGGGCGGGCGAUGAUCACGAGCCCCUGCACCGACGUCGAGGGCGGGGACACGGGCCCGCCGCAGCCGAAGUCGGAGCGUGGGACGAUUCUGCGCCUCUCGGAGCGAGCGAUGGUGCGGGUGCGCCGCUGUCGCCGUCGCUGUCGGACCACGUCGGACGGAUGCUGCGGCGCAUCCAGACCAAGAUGACGAGGCUGCAUCGCCUGCAGAUCCUCGAUGCACGUCGUCCCUCGCCCUCUUCCGCCGCCGCCGACGCCGCAGAGAUGAUCGCUUCGGUAUCCGAGGACGCAUACCGUCCCGCCGCCACCACGUCGGGUACGCAAACGAGAACGCCACCGACGCAGCAUUCGCAGGGGGAAGCGAACCCGGAAGGCGGUGCACAGCAACAGAGGUCAACCGCUUUCAUCUCCGACGAGGCUGCUAGAAAGGCCAACAAGGGACCGGGGCAGGGGCAGGGGCAGGGGCAGGGGCGGGGGCGGGGGCGAGGGGAUCCACUGCGCUCGUUGGACACGUUUCUGCGCCGGGUCGACGAGACGGUGCAGAGGAGCGUGACGGCCUCGCUUCUUGCCGGCGGCACCACAUCGACAUCGACACCGAAGUCGACGGGCGAAGCGGGUGCGGAAGCGUGGCAAGAGGUGCAGCAGGAACUACGACGGCUCCAUGACCGUCUUGACUCGCAAGCUGCCACUGCCAGUCCAAGUGGCAGCACGGCCACGAUGCAGACUUCUGGGCGCGACGGCCUCCCCAACCCAGCCAUCGUGCUCACCGUCUUCGCCAUCUCGGCCCUGUUCCUCUUGGCGUCAGCCAUCUUUGGCCCUUGUAUCGGCUGA